AUGGCCUGUGUUACGCCGGACGUGGAUCCUAAGAUCGCCCAAUUCCUGGGAAAAUCUGGUUGGAAGUUCAAAAGGGGAUUUGACUAUUCCCUGCGACACUGUCAGGACAAAGUCUUAGAUGUGUUAGGGCCUGUAGCCAAGAUCUUCAACAUGGUUGAAUCAGCCUUGAUCGAGGGGGCACCAAUAGACCUUUUGGCCAUCAGAGGAUGGAUCCAACGUUCCAUAUGCUUGAUAGGCAAAGCCAUCCUGAUGAAAAUUGAGCCUAAACUCCUCAAUCUGGCAAUAUCUGAGCCUGGCACACAGGCAAAAGGUCUCCUGUUCGGAGAUGAUUUUGUUAAAGUCCUGGGCAAAUAUGUCAGUACCUUCAUGGCACUAGACAAAGCACAAACGAACAUGAAACAUGUGUUCUCUCAGAAGGUUUUUGAUGGGACCAGCAGACAUCGGGGCCAUCUGUCUGGCCGCUCUUCCUGGAGUUUGUACUCGGGCUAUCAGGGCUCUGCCACAUCUAGAUUCCAACCUCUGUAA
Molecule: messenger RNA, 525 nt
Organism: Pelobates cultripes (western spadefoot toad)
Lineage: Eukaryota; Metazoa; Chordata; Amphibia; Anura; Pelobatidae
Source: the annotation of a GenBank genome assembly